Xiphias gladius (swordfish) is the source of this 978-nucleotide messenger RNA. It is a transcript of the gene gpx7, whose product is annotated as glutathione peroxidase 7. NCBI's taxonomy places the organism in Eukaryota, Metazoa, Chordata, Actinopteri, Istiophoriformes, Xiphiidae. Gene Ontology annotation, biological process: response to oxidative stress. The coding region runs from base 83 to 640 and encodes 185 amino acids. Gene Ontology annotation, molecular function: glutathione peroxidase activity. The transcript is spliced from 3 exons. The record is from RefSeq and is a predicted model, not a curated record.
GUGCUCCCUGUCUCCAGCUUCACCGGCGGGGGAGUUUCGACGAAGUUCCCCCGGCUGUUGCGUUGGCAGUUUGACCGUGAAGAUGCUUCUCGGGGCGCUCGCCGUGUUACUGACUCUGCUCAGCCUCACUGAGAGCAAACAGAAAGACUUUUACACUUUUAAAUUAGUCAACAGCAGGGGGAAGUUAGUGUCCCUGGAAAAAUACCGGGGCUCGGUGUCCCUGGUGGUGAACGUAGCCAGCGAGUGCGGCUUCACCGAGCAACACUACAAGGACCUGCAGCAGCUCCAGCGGGACUUUGGGCCGUAUCACUUCAAUGUGCUGGCGUUCCCCUGCAACCAGUUUGGGCAGCAGGAGCCCGGCAGCGACAAGGAGAUCGACAGCUUCGUGCGCGGAGUCUACGGCGUCUCCUUCCCCCUGUUCAGCAAGAUCGCCGUCGUAGGAACGGGAGCCAACAAUGUCUACAAGUACCUCGUCGAGUCGUCUGGCAAGGAGCCUGACUGGAAUUUCUGGAAGUAUCUAAUUGAUGUGAAUGGCAAAGUGGUGGACGCAUGGGGACCAAAAGUUUCCGUCAAAGAAAUCCGACCAAAAAUAGCCGAAAUGGUGCGGCAGAUCAUCCUAAAGAAGAAAGAAGAGCUUUAGCCCCCUCGUUUGAAGGCCAUUCGCUACACAGUGAUCUGCAGCUCGAGAUUUCACCGAAGGGAUGGACUGAACACGUUUAUGUGGCUCGUACGAUCCGGCUUCGUUAGAACAAACCAUUCAAUUCACUUCACACAGCGAAAGCAAAUCCUACUUGCUUUCUGAAAGCACUGAUUAAAACACCACUAUGUUUUUUUUUUUACAGUCAAAGUCAACUUAAUGGAUCAGGUGUGUGACACUCGAAGCUGCAGUUUAAAGCCAAAGAGCUCCUGUUUCGCUGUUUGUUAGUCACGUGGAUUAUAUGUUCGGUGUUUUUUUUAUUCAUUCUGAUCUGUGGAAUA